GACAUCCCGAGAAACUCUCACCAGCGCACGGACCAAUAGGUCACCUGACUCCCACCCACAGUUGCCCAGGCGACCACGCCCUAGUGCCCCUGAGCCCCUGAACCCCUGAGCCCUCGAGCCCUUGCAUGGGACAGGAUGACCGCCCCCACCCCUCCAACUGAAGGGAGAGGAGGAGGACCGGCCCAGUCACGACACUCAAGCGGCCCCCCGACACCUCCUCGUUCCCCCCCACCCUCUGACAUCGACGCUAUCAAGAACAUGGUCGACGGAUUGGUAGCAUUGGCAAACCCAGAGAAGAAAGGGACCGCCAGAGGCAUGGGGCAAGACCUCCUCGCAGCUGUUCGCAAGCUAUACAAUGCGGCCCAGAACCAAACAGGAACCAUUUCACUGGCCAACCUCCGCAAAGUGGUAGCCGAAGAACUCAGGGCGGCCGCCACCGCACCCCAGGAUAAAAAUCCUGGGCCGUAGUGGCCUCCCAGGAAUCCAGCCAAACCCAGACGCAGACCACUGCCCCAGCAAAGA
This is a messenger RNA of Parathielavia appendiculata, 522 nucleotides long. RefSeq lists its product as uncharacterized. Lineage: Eukaryota; Fungi; Ascomycota; Sordariomycetes; Sordariales; Chaetomiaceae. The transcript has a single exon. Bases 136 to 468 code for a protein of 110 amino acids. The record is from RefSeq and is a predicted model, not a curated record.